AUGAGCGUACUGGGCUUGGUACUCCUGGGCCUCGCUCUGAGGCUUAGGGCCACCACUGCUAGGCCAGAGGGAGAUAGCGUGUGCUCUAAGAGCCAGGUGGCCUUCAGAGAAGCUUGCUAUGAAUUUGUGCCACUCGGACGCACCUUCCAUGGUGCCCAGAGCUGGUGUGAGAGGCAUGGGGGCCAUCUGGUCUUUAUCCGUGAUGAAGGCACCCAGCAGUUUCUGCAGAAACACAUUUCCCAGGACAGGGAGUGGUGGAUUGGACUCGUGGGGAACUCAGCAUUGAAUGGAACCUCAGAAGGUCCGGGGAUGUGGCUGGACACCUCCAACGUGAGCUACAGCAACUGGCUUAAGGGACAGGCUGCCCCUGCCACCUGCGGCUACAUCACCAGGGGCCCCUCAGCGGCCUGGGCCACCUCCAGGGACUGCGUGGAGGCCUUCGCCUUCAUCUGUGAAUUUGGCCAGUGCCAGGGGCUGCAGGCAUGCCAGGUGGCAGCCGAUGGGACCUACUUUGGAGAACUGUGCCCGACUCAGGGCAGCUACCUGUGGGUGCAGUACCAGUGCCAGGAAGGCCUGCAGCUGGUGGUGUCCAAUGAGAGUUUCGUGUUUGACAAUGUCACCAUCUCCCUGACGUGGCUCCUCUCUCCCUACAUAGGAAAACUGUCCUGCAUAAUUAGUACAGGGGAUGGCCACACUUUUGACCCCUACUACCCUCCCAGUUUGUCCAGCAACGUGACCCAUCAGUUCACGGCCCCUGGGGAAUUCACUGUGUUUGCUGAGUGCACAACCAGCGAAUGGCAUGUGACAGCUCAGAAGCAGGUGACAGUGAGAGACAAGAUGGAGAGACUCAGAGUGACAGGGUGCUCUGGCCUGUCCAGCUUGGGAGACAGCCCCCUCUGCCGGGCUGUCUUUGGGGAGCCUCUGUGGAUUCAGGUGGAGCUCGAUGGAGGAACAAGGAUGACCUAUUCUGUGCUUUUGGGUAAUAUCACCCUGGCGGGGUUCACCACCCAGAGGGGCCCAUUGUCAUACAAUCUGACCCUGGACAGAGAAAUUCAGGAACAGAUGGGCCCUGGGAUGCACCACCUGCAGAUCGGAGCCGUUGGCAACACCUCCAUCUCCACACCCUCCCGGAACAUCACGGUCCACUUCCUGGAGCUGCUGUCCGGAUUGCAGGCCUCCUGGGCGGCAGACCAUCUGGAGCUCGGACAGGACCUGUUGAUCAAUGUCUCAGUGGCUCGGGGCAGCCCAGAGGAGCUGACCUUCCAGUUGGCAGGACUCAAUGCAACCUUCUCCCAUGAGGAACUGAGCUUCGGGGAGCCGUUUAGGGUUUACCGUGUGGCUGUUCCAGUGGAAGGCACCUUUCUGGUCACCGUGCUGGUGAAGAACGCCUUCUCAAACUUGAGUUUGGAGGUUGGAAACAUCACUGUCACAGCCCCUGCCAGCCUCCAAGAACCUUCUGGAAUGAAUGCUGAAGAAAAGAAUAAUGAUAAAGGCGACAUGGAGGUGUAUAUGAAGCCUGGUCCAUACACAGAUCCUUUCACAGCAGUGACUCUGAGCUGGCCGGACAAUGACAAGGAUUUGCUCUUCCAAUGGUCGUGUGGGCGCUGCUGGACUCAGUGGAGCGACUGUGUUGAGAGGCAGCUGCUCCACACAGACCAGAAGGAACUGGUGGUUCCACCAUCCUGUCUGCCGCCACCCAACUCUGCUGUCACCCUGCGCCUGGCUGUCCUGAGAGGCCAGAAGCUGGAGAACCAGGCAGAACGAUGCCUCUACGUGUCUGUUGCUCCGGAACUCAGACCUCGAAUCAGCUGUGAGAAGAAUUGUCAGCCAGUGAAUGCUGGAGAGGACAUUCUGCUCAGGGUUGCCUUGGGAGAUGGCUCCCCAGAGGUCACCUUUAGCUGGUAUUUAGACAACACUCCAACAGAGAAGGCUGAGCCCCUCCCGGAUGCCUGCACACUCAGAGGAUUCUGGCCCAGCUCUCUCACCCCCCUUCAGAGCAACGCCUCCUCCUUGUUGCUGAGCAGCUCCCUCCUGCAGAGCUGGGGCAAGGUCAUCAGAGUCAGAGCCACAGCACUGACCAGAGAUGCCUACGGGGAGGAUACCUAUGUGGUCAGCACCCUGCCUCCCCCCGAGAUGCCUGCCUGUGCCAUUGCCCCAGAGGAGGGCACGGUUCUGACCAGCUUCUCCAUCGUCUGCAAUGCCUCCGCAGCCCCAGGCCCCCUGCAGUACUGCUUCUGCCUGGAAUCAGGUUCCUGCCUACGCUGUGGCCCAGAACCUGUCCUCCCAGCCGUUUAUCUGCCACUUGGAAAAGAAAACAGUGACUUUGUGCUGACGGUGGUCAUUUCUGUCACCAAUCACGCCGGGGACAGACAGCAGACCCAUGCAACAGUUAAGGUGAGACUUGGAGACACGCAUCUUGAGGACGGGGCAUUCCAGGCUGCUGUGUCAGAGAAAAUCAGCAUCACUCUGCAAGGCGAGCAUGGCCCUGAGAGGCUCCUCCAGCUGGCCAAGUCUGUGUCCUCUGUGCUGAACCAGGAGCACCAAAGCCAGGGCUCUGGCCAGCAGCUGAGAAUGGACACCAGACAGAAGGUCAGAGAGCGCGUGCUGGGGUCGCUGUCUGUGGUCACUGCCAGCCUGGAGGAUGUACAGCAGGUACAGGGACUGGCAGAGGCACUGAGAGAGGUGACCUGCCACAGUGAGGAGCUCACCCCCUUGGCCCAGUGGGAGGCCAGCUGGGCUGUGCAGCAUGUCGGUGAGGCCCUGUUGACAGUGAGUGCCAAGGUCCAUCCUGAGGACCAGAGGCGCCAAGCAGCCACCAGGGACCUGUUUCAGGCUGUGGGCAGUGUGCUGGAAGCUUCCCUGAGCAACAGUCCAGAGGAGCUUGCAGAGGCCAAAGGCGUCCAGACUGCCACCGUGCCCCGGCUGCUCAGGGCUGUGGAGUGUGUGCAGACCACCCUCUUGCUGGGGAAGCUGCCUGGAGGCCUGCCAGCCACGCUUGCCACCCCCUCCAUUGCCGUGUACACAAACAGAAUACAGCCCCAGAGCUGGCGAGGCUCCUCUGUGCAUGUCGGGGACACUAACUCUGCGACCUUCAUCCUGCCCACCGGCUUAUCCCUAGGCUCUCUGGAGCACAGCCAGGAGCUUGUGGACAUAAGGAUGAUGAGUUUCCCAAAGAGCCCCUUCCAGGCCCAAAGUCACUUUGACGUCAGUGGAACUGUUGGUGGCCUCUGUCUGACCAGCCCUAGUGGACGGCUUAUACCUGUGAUGAAUCUGUCAGAGAAUAUCGAGAUCCUGCUGCCCCGGCCUCCAGAAAGACACAGUGAUCCGACCGUGUUGAACCUGACUAGUCCUGAGGCUUUGCAGGUGAAUGUGACUUCAAGGGAGGCGGCUUUGGGGAUUCAGCUGCACUGGAGACCCAGCAUCCGACUCACACUCAGCCUGGGCUUCGGCUACCACCCCAACGAGACCAGCUAUGAUGCCCAAACACACCUGCUGCCAGCAGCAGCUCCGGACGAGAUGUCCACGUGGAUCCUGAGCCCACGGGACCUGCACUUUGGAGAAGGUGUCUACUACUUGACUGUGGUCCCUGAGGCUGACAUGGAGCCAGCCUCUGGCAGGGACCUCACAGUUGGCAUCACCACCUUCCUGUCCCAUUGUGUGUUCUGGGAUGAGGUUCAGGAGAUGUGGGACAACUCCGGCUGCCAGGUGGGGCCUCGGACCAGCCCCUCCCAGACGCACUGCCUCUGCAACCACCUCACCUUCUUCGGAAGCACCUUCCUGGUGAUGCCCAAUGCCGUUGAUGUUCGCCAGACUGCCGAACUCUUUGCCACCUUCGAGGACAACCCUGUGGUGGUGGCCACCGUGGGCUGCCUCUGCGUGGUCUACGUUCUGGCGGUGAUCUGGGCCAGGCGGAAGGAUGCUCAGGAUCAGGCCAAGGUGAAGGUCACAGUGCUGGAAGACAAUGAUCCCUUUGCCCAGUACCACUAUCUGGUGACAGUCUACACUGGCCACCGGCGAGGAGCAGCCACGUCCUCAAAGGUGACUCUCACCCUGUAUGGUCUGGAUGGAGAGAGUGAGCCCCACCACCUGUCUGACCCUGACACCCCGGUUUUUGAGCGAGGAGGAGUGGAUGCCUUCCUACUCUCCACCCUGUUCCCCCUGGGGGAACUGCAGAGCCUCAGGCUGUGGCAUGACAACUCAGGGGACCGGCCAUCCUGGUAUGUGAGCCGGGUGCUGGUCUGUGACCUGGCAAUGGACCAGAAGUGGUAUUUCCUCUGUAAUUCAUGGCUGUCCAUCGAUGUUGGAGACUGUGUCCUUGACAAAGUAUUUCCAGUUGCUACGGAGCAGGACAGGAAACAAUUCAGCCACCUGUUUUUUAUGAAGACCUCCACCGGCUUCCAGGAUGGACACAUCUGGUAUUCCAUCUUCAGCCGCUCAGCCUGGAGCAACUUCACCCGUGUGCAGAGGGUGUCCUGUUGCUUCUCCCUGCUCCUCUGCACCAUGCUCACCAGCAUCAUGUUCUGGAGCAUCCCCCAGGACCCGGCUGAGCAAAAGAUGGACCUGGGUAAAAUUGAGUUCACGUGGCAGGAAGUGAUGAUUGGCCUGGAGAGCUCCCUCCUCAUGUUCCCCAUCAACCUCCUGAUCGUUCAGAUCUUCCGAAAUACCCGUCCUCGGGCUGUGAAGGAGCUGGACACCAAGAAAGUGAGCCAGGGGUCCCCCAACCUGACUCCCUCAGCACAGAUCGCGGAGAAUGACCUUCUGACUCCUGAGGCAGUGACCAAGGACAUGUGGAGACUCGUUAGCUCCCUGUUUAAAGCCCUGAAGGUGCCGACCCCUGCCUCAGGAUGGGACCCAGCGAACAUGAUGGAUAUCAACUAUCUCCUGGCCUUGGUGGAAGACAUCAUUUGUCCACAGAGCACAGCAGGGCAGGUGUUCUGGGAGGAAGCCACAGAGAGAGGGGACCCUUUAGCACUCACACGUGGGCCAUCGCAAGUGAAAGAGAAAAUGCAGUGCUCCGAGCCUGACGUGGCCCCAAGUGGCCCUUGGAAAGACAGUGUCUACAGGCAAUGUCUCUACCUUCAGUUGAAGCACUUGGAGCAGGCACUGCAGCUGGUGGGACCCCACGGCUUUCCCCAGCAGCACAGCCAUACCAGGGCACUCCAGCAGCUUCAGACCCUGAAGGGCUGCCUUGGGGGCCAGCCAGGCUCCCUGGCCCCAGCGUACACCAGGGCACCUCGGAUGAGCAGGCCCCCUGGAGGCCUGCCCUGGUGGUGCAUCUUUGUGGGCUGGCUCCUGGUGGCAGCCACCAGCGUUGUUGCUGCCUUCUUCACCAUGCUCUAUGGCCUGCACUAUGGACGGGCCAGCUCCCUCCGGUGGCUUCUCUCCAUGGCCGUCUCCUUCAUGGAGAGCAUGUUCAUUACCCAGCCCCUGAAGGUGCUGGGAUUUGCUGCUUUCUUUGCGCUGGUCUUGAAAAGAGUGGACGAGGAGGAGGAUAUGACAGCCCCCCUGGCAGGACAUCUGUCUCACCCAGGUCCCUAUGCCAUGUUCCGUGCACGAAGGAACAGCAGCAGGGACGUCUACCAGCCUCCUCUCACCACCACCAUUGAGAAGAUGAGAGCCGCCCACCUGAAGGAGCAGAAAGCCUUUGCCCUCAUCAGGGAAAUCCUGGGCUUUGUCACUGAUGGAAACUCCAAGCUGGUUGGCAGUGCCCAGAUUCGCCAAGUGAGGGUCCAGGAAAGCUCUUGCCCUGUUGCCCAGCAAUUGCAGGCUUCUCUUGAUGGAUGCCGUGCACCGUACUCCCUGGAUAUUGAAGACCUGGCAGACUACGGAGAAGGCUGGAACGCCUCCGCCUGCAAUUACAGCAAUGGCUUUCCCCAGGCUUGGCAGUACCAGAGCCAGAGCCAGCGUGGUGGGUAUCCCAUCUGGGGCAAACUCACUGCGUACCGGGGAGGAGGCUACGUGGUCCCCUUGGGAACGGAUCGCCAAAGUGCGUUAAGAACACUCCAGUAUCUCUUUGACAACACCUGGCUGGAUACGCUGACCAGAGCUGUGUUUGUGGAGUUCACCGUCUACAAUGCCAACGUCAAUCUGUUCUGCGUUGUCACACUGACCCUGGAGACAAGUGCACUGGGCACCUUCUUCACACACGCGGCCUUGCAGAGCCUCCGCCUGUACCCCUUCACUGACGGCUGGCACCCCUUCGUGGUGGCGGCCGAGCUUGUGUACUUCCUCUUCCUCCUCUACUACAUGGUGGUGCAGGGCAAGCUCAUGAGGAGGCAGAAGUGGGGCUAUUUCCGCAGCAAGUGGAACCUUCUGGAGCUCACCAUCAUCCUGGCCAGCUGGAGUGCCCUGGCAAUGUUUGUGAAGAGGGCCAUCCUGGCCGAGCGUGACAUCCAGCACUGCCGGACACACAGGAAGGAGGGAGUCAGUUUUGGUGAGACAGCAGCUGCUGACGCUGCCGUUGGCUACAUCAUGGCCUUCCUGGUACUACUGUCCACAGUGAAGCUCUGGCAUCUGCUCAGGUUGAAUCCCAAAAUGAACAUGAUCACAUCAGCCCUACGCCGUGCCUGGGGUGACAUUUCAGGCUUUGUCAUUGUCAUCCUUAUCAUGCUCCUGGCUUACUCCAUCGCAUCGAACUUGAUAUUUGGUUGGAAACUCCGUUCUUACAAAACCCUCUUUGACGCAGCAGAAACCAUGAUCAGCCUUCAACUAGGAGUCUUCAACUACGAGGAGGUCUUGGCUUACAGCCCAGUGCUUGGCUCCUUCCUCAUUGGGUCCUGCAUCGUUUUUAUGACGUUUGUGGUGCUGAAUCUCUUUAUCUCUGUCAUCCUGGUGGCUUUCAGUGAGGAGCAAAAAUGCCCUCAGCUGUCGGAGGAAGGGGAGAUUGCGGACUUGCUGCUGAUGAAAAUACUCAGUCUCCUGGGCAUUAAAAGUAGAAGACAGGACCCUCAAAGCAGCAGUGAGCAACCCAACUUGCUGUCUGAGGCUCAGCCCCCUCAACCAGCAUGA
Otolemur garnettii (small-eared galago) is the source of this 7008-nucleotide messenger RNA. It is a transcript of the gene PKD1L2, whose product is annotated as polycystin 1 like 2. Bases 1 to 7008 code for a protein of 2335 amino acids. The transcript is spliced from 41 exons. Gene Ontology annotation, molecular function: calcium channel activity; calcium ion binding; protein binding. Lineage: Eukaryota; Metazoa; Chordata; Mammalia; Primates; Galagidae. Gene Ontology annotation, cellular component: membrane. The record is from RefSeq and is a predicted model, not a curated record. Gene Ontology annotation, biological process: detection of mechanical stimulus.